CUAUACUGCAGCGGUAAAACAAAAUUACCAAGCUAUUCUGCAACACGGACAGCUUAUAAAUGCGAAUGGUAAUGAUAAUAAUUUUAUGGACACCAACCUGGACAAUCAAUGUAUGGCCAAAAUGUCUAAUAAAUGCAUGAAAGAUAGCGUCAAACUUCAUAUGAAUGAUGAUUACUAUUGCUGUCAGUUAUGGGACCUCAUUGAUUGCUAUCAACAAAAUUACCAGUAUGACUGCACAUACGUCGAGCAACAGUCCAUUCAGAAUGACUGGAAUUUACUUCAACUGGAUUUCAGUGGCAAAGUAUACACUCAAAGCUCGUGUACUAAUCAGGGCUACCAACGGACUAUGGACAGGCGUUAUGACUGCACAUACGUCGAGCAACAGUCCAUUCAGAAUGACUGGAAUUUACUUCAACUGGAUUUCAGUGGCAAAGUAUACACUCAAAGCUCGUGUACUAAUCAGGGCUACCAACGCACUAUGGACAGGCGUUCGUAUUGCACAAACGCCGAGCAACAGGCCAUUCAAAUGGACUGGUAUUACAUUCAACUAACGUUUAAUGGUUUUUCCCUUACGGAGACCAAAUGCAAUGUCCAAGCUCUAUUAAGGAAU
Messenger RNA from Oppiella nova, 610 nucleotides. The record is from the annotation of a GenBank genome assembly. Lineage: Eukaryota; Metazoa; Arthropoda; Arachnida; Sarcoptiformes; Oppiidae.